Molecule: messenger RNA, 546 nt
Organism: Annulohypoxylon maeteangense
Lineage: Eukaryota; Fungi; Ascomycota; Sordariomycetes; Xylariales; Hypoxylaceae
Product: Mss4-like protein
Exons: 2
Coding region: 1-546 (181 amino acids)
Molecular function (GO): carbon-sulfur lyase activity
Source: RefSeq, a predicted model, not a curated record
AUGGCCACCACCACCACCGCCGCCGACAAGUCGAAGCAGUACUUCCCCCUCGCUAGUGGUGCUAGCGAUGGCUGGUCUACGGAGACCGAAGCAACAGCGACAUGCUUCUGCGGUGCUGUCCAGCUAGUCUUCCCGCUCCAAAAGCCGGGGUUAGUGGAGACAUUCGUCUGCAACUGCACCGACUGCCACAAGAUCACGGCCUCGAUGUUCGCGACCAACUUCAUUGUCGCGAACACACACCUCCGCCACGUACGCGGGCAAGAGCUCCUCAAGACGUUCUCACAGAACAAGACAAUCGCCUCGGGCCACCACAUGACGAAUCACUUCUGCGGCGAGUGCGGCACGCUGAUGUACCGCAUUGGCGCGCAGUGGCCUCACUUGAGCAUCCUACGUGUCGGCACCGUGGAUGAUUUCCGCCUGCACGAGACGGUCCUAAAGCCGCGCGUCGAGCAGUACAUCGAGGAGCGCGCGAACUGGCUUGGCGAGGUUAAGAGCAAGGAGAAGGCGGUAGGGAUGAUGAAGUUUGGGGGAGAAGCUAGGUUGUGA